GCCCCGUCGCGCCGGGCGCUGCCAGGACACACAAUAAGAGACAGUCCCUGUCUCGGAGAGCUCCAAGUGUAAAUAGACAGAGGGUGAGAGGGUAAACUGAGGCACAGCAGAAGGCCCAUGACUUGUCCAGGGUUACCCAGCAGUUCAGUGGUGGAGCCGAGACCCCAGGAGUCCUCCAGUCCAUCUCCGGCCUCCUCUAUCCAAGCCAGGACUCCAGGUGCCAUCUCCGAGCCAUGCCAGGGGCCCCCAUCCCUACUUCUGUCUCCCAUGGGGCCAGCCCGAGGCAGGGUGGGGAGGUCCCCUCGGCCGGGGAGUCACCAUGAGUUAGAUCCGCCCCGUUCUGAUGUUCUCCAGCGCGGCCCAAGGCCUCCCUGCCUCAGUUUCCCCAAACCCGGCAUGCCCCCGGGGGAGGCCUUGCCGCUGAUCCCCUCCCCUCCUCCCGCCAGGACCUGCGGGGCAGCGUGGAGCGGAUCUGCCAGUUCCUGGGCAAGCCGCUGGACGCGCGGGCGCUGGACGGGGUGGUGGAGAACGCCUCCUUCCAGGCCAUGAAGCAGAACAAGAUGUGUAACUUCAGCCUGGCCCCCAGGUUCCUGCUGGACCAGACCCAGAGCUCAUUCCUGCGGAAAGGGAUUACCGGGGACUGGAAGAACCAGCUCACCACGGCCCAGAGCGAGAAUUUCGACCGGAUUUACCGGGAGCAGAUGCAGGGGCUGGAUCUGAGCUUCCCCUGGGACCAGCCGAGCCCCCAGCCCUCCCCACCCCCCACCGAGUGCUCGGACCCCUCGCCGGGCGGCAGCUGAGACAGAAGGGAGCACGGUGCACUGGUUAGAGCAGGGGGGCUGGGAGCCAGGACUCCUGGGUUCUCUCCCCGGCUCUGGGAGGGGAGGGGGGUCUAGUGGUUAGAGCAGGGGAGCUGGGAGCCAGGACUCCUGGGUUCCAGGUUUGACAAUUGAAGACAGGAUUCCUCAGGGAGGUCUCUUGAGUGAGGAUGGAGGCACCCCACCCCCGCCAGGAUCCCUGCCCCAUUCAGCCCCUACAGGGUGCAGAGGGAGCGGGGGUGGAAGGCUAGCUCAGUGCGAGGGGGGAUGUCAAGGGUCCCCCACGAUCUGGCCUCCUCUGAACCUGAGAGCUGUAGUAAACACGGAACAAUAAAACUAAUUUAUUGCUGGGCUCCUAACGCAGCCCUUCUGUGUGUGGGGGCUGGGUGUACGGGGACAUCUCGCCUGGUGCUGGGACGCGGCCCCUCGGGGGUGGGGCGUGGGGGCUGGGUAUACAGGGACCCCCUUG
Molecule: messenger RNA, 1287 nt
Organism: Chrysemys picta bellii (western painted turtle)
Lineage: Eukaryota; Metazoa; Chordata; Testudines; Emydidae
Source: RefSeq, a predicted model, not a curated record